AUGGAGGCAUCACCAACGGCAGAUCUUUGGCCACAGCGGGUAGACUCGAUGGCCAGCAUUUCUGUGUCUUCCGCCUCGUCAUCGAAAAGUAUGAGGACGUUGAGCGCGAAAUGGAUGCCGUCGUGGCUGUCAAGGAGUGCGGCUUCGACAGAUUCCAGCGUUUCCAGCAGAAGGCAUUCCUCUUCCACGACUAAAUCGUGUCUCUCGACCAGUACUGCUUCAUCAACUUCCACAAGAUCCUCCGCAUACUCCAACUCAUAUCAGCUGCAUGGCCCUUCACCACGUGGCUUAUCUGCCCACAAAGAGACUGCUGGCGCAUUUGACAGCGCAGCCAAUGCGACGCUUGCUCUGGCAUCGCUGGCCGAAGGCCCUCUCGAUCUCGACGAAGACAGCCACCUACAUGACACCGAGACAGGUAUACAAUCAGGUAUACAAUCUCACGGGAGACUCUCCACAGAUGUAAAUCCCCGCAGUAAGUCGAGAGCGACUUCGACAAGAUCAAAAGCAUUUUCGAAUCCGCGGCAUUCUCCCGCCGGCUUUGCAGAAGUGGAGAUGUUGUCGAGAGACUAUCAUGGAUACUGGCGAAGUUCGUUCACAGCCACCAUACCACCCGCUGCUGCGAUAUGCGGAACUAUGCUGCUGACGGCAAGGCUGCCCGCACAGCUUGGGAGCGCGAAGAUGACGUCUACCGAUCCUGAGCUUCGCCAGCAGGCCUGCUCAUUGCAGGACAGCUUUGACGAUGGUGCGUCUCCACAGGAAGCAAUGCAAGCAUUGCACGGAUACGGCAUAGAAGCAGUCGUUAUUGCAUUGCGGUCCAGCUUAGAUGCUGCGGAAUUGCCCAUAGUACCUGAACGUCCUGCAUGGGCCAUUUACGAGAAGAUUGCACAAGCGAAGAACUAUCCCGACAAGAUGCCUAUUUUGUGGAAUAAUGUUUCGAAAUUGUUGCACAGGAUACCGUCUGAACAGAUGGUUACAAUCAUGUUCUUGCUCUCGGUUGCACGGCGAUUGCAGAGUAGAGGUGUCGACAUCGAUGGUCGGUCGGCUGCAGUAUAUCUUCUCCAAAAAUUAUGGCCGCGCUACGUGAGCGAGGAAGCUUCCAAGCUGCUCAUGCUUCACUAUGACGAUAUGCCGCUUGACUUGCCUUUGGUUCUUGAGGCUGUGAACUAUCGGUUCAGUGGUCGACGAUGCAAUUUGCUUGCACUGGAUGCUAGCAGAUCAGACACUACUGCAUUGGUGGAGAGUGAUCAGCAAGGUAACCAGGAGACGUACUCAUCUUGA
This is a messenger RNA of Fulvia fulva, 1278 nucleotides long. RefSeq lists its product as uncharacterized. The transcript is spliced from 2 exons. The coding region runs from base 1 to 1278 and encodes 425 amino acids. The record is from RefSeq and is a predicted model, not a curated record. Lineage: Eukaryota; Fungi; Ascomycota; Dothideomycetes; Mycosphaerellales; Mycosphaerellaceae.